GCCAUAAUAAUAAUAUAUCUGUGGAUGAGCUUGGACCUGUAUAAAUCGGCAGUUUCAUGGUAAAGAUGCUAAUAUCAGCAUUUUUACUCACUGUGGUUCUCAUGAAGGAAAAACCUACAUAAUUAAAUAACUCUUCCAUUUUCAUUAAAUUAAUUUCUAAAACUUAAUCAGAACAACAAACCAAAAAUAGGGAAGUAAACACAAAAUACCCCAGAACAUAAUGUAAAGUAAAUGAUUUACAAAAUGUUAACUAGUCAGCAGGCCAUUUCCAGCUGCUGGCCACUAAAUCAUAAAUAAGACACUCUUAAAUAAGAUCAUAUUUUUGUGAGGAUAAUUUUAAACAAAUAAUGAAUUUAAAUUGCCCAAAACCUUAAUUGAGACCUAACUGAAUGAAAGGAAAAAACAAAAUUUCAAUUACAAAGCUUUGUAGUCAUCUUUACAGAUCUCUUUUUAUGUACUUCUGAAAUUCAUUGUAAUUAUUUCCUUGUUUCAGUUCAACUGAGUCAUGGAUCCUGAUGAUUCAAACCAUCUCCCAUCUGUGGAAAAAGAUAAAAGCUCUGGCUCUAAAAAAAAUGCCAAGCCAUCAACACAGAGACAGAAAAAUAACAAUGAUGGUGGAUUGCGAAUAAGACCCUCAACAACCUUAUCAUCACAACAGAAUGAUAAUUAUGAGAAUCAGCCUAAUAGUAGUCAAGAUAUAAAUAGAGAACAAUCACAACCUGAUGAACAGUCCAGCAGUUCUUCAAGGCUGUUUCGGACUAAUAUUUCACAUUCAAACAAUGCUCCAGUAAGAACACAAAAUGCUGUAAGCAAUGGUGGUGGCCACAACAUUGUGAGGCCCUUAAAGAAUGAUGCUGUGCAAGAAGGUAGCAGUUUUCAGACUUAUUCACAUAGUAGACCUUUCCAGUCAAAUUCAAGAGGAGGGGUAAGAGCAAGACAUAGACAAACUGCGGGCACUGCUGAAGGGGAAAUGCACAAUGGAAAUCUGACAACAAGGAAAAAUACUUCACCAACUAGACAAACUGGCCACAUGCGGUCUGAUAAACAUCAUUCACCAAGGAGGAACAGGUCGAGCCCUACGUCUGUUCCGCACUUACCGAAUCUAAGGUUCAACAGUCCACGUGACCCUUCUCCGCAUCCUAACAGUAGCUCACCCCCUCUGGAUGUAAUGGGCUCUCCAGAAUCACCUUUACCGCCUAUGUUUUCUCACAUCCGCCCUGGGCUCUACUCUCCUCAUAACCCAUUUAUGAUUGGUUUGGGGACAGAAGAUAAUCCCUAUGAAAUAUCCUCAGGUUUGUGAGUCUGUUCUUUUCAUUACAUUUACUUAGUUAGAUUAUACAGGGACUUGUGACUUUCAUCUUUUACAUUUUUUGAAAACUGAAGGACAUUUAAAUAUACAUUGUAAAGGUUUAUGUAUGUGUGUUUAUUCAGUAUAAAAAACCAACACCAUAGAGCAGGCCUGCACAACUCAAAAUGUAAGGUGCACCGUAAUAUUUUAUUAAAUACUUUUAAUGGCCGUAAUAAUUUAUGAAAAACUUUUGCGGGCCGUAAUACUUUAUGACAAACCUGUGCGGGCCGUUAUAUUUAAUGAAAAUCUUGUUGCGGGCCAAAAGAAAAUAGGACAGUGGGGAAAAACUAUAACAAAAAUAAUAGUAAAAAAAGAAUAUUUCUUUACUUCACGGGCCGCAAAGUGGGUAAAGGCUGCCUUAGAGCAGUGUUAUUCCACCGGGGUUCCGCGGAACCUAAGGGUUUUGUGAGUGCCAGCCAGAUCUUCUGCAGGUGGCCAGUAAAAAUAUAAAAGUAACUUCCAAAACUGCUAGGGACCAAGUUUGGUGUUUCUUGCACUGUGCUGUAAUUAUUAGUUUUUAUUCCACUUAAUUACUGUUUCCGUUAUUUUAAUGAGGGCUUAGCAUUUGAAUUAAUUUUCAUAACACAAUUGGUUUUUCAUGAGCAUGGACCAAUUUAUUAAGUAGAGAAAAUAAGACAAUGUAACAGCUGAUGACCAAACUAAAUUCAGGAGCAGUGGACUGAAGCUACAAGCUCGUACCACGUCAUGUGAGCCAACAUGCCAAAAAAUUUACGCUUUCGAUGGGUUGCUUAAAUUUCAUCAGUACAGUGAAAAAUUACUUAGCUAUGGGAUUCACUCGGGCUGGAGACCCGUUUGGAAUAGAAUAAACCAUUGUGUCACUGCAUGGCAUUCAGGAACGCUCCAAAGGGUUCCACUCCAAUGAAAAGGUUCCCGAUCCCUGCCUUACAGGAAUCAACAUCAAACGUGGCAUGAUCAUAACUCAAAACCCAGGUAUAGUUUAGUUUAAAAAAUGUUUAAAAAGCCUUCACCAUAACAUCUGAAAGUUAAAAAAAAAUUAAUAGCUAGAACGUUAAAAUAGGAAAUUUCUCCUGCGCUAUAAAAUUGCCAUGAAUGUCGCAGCUACUUAUUUUAUUCUAUCACAAAUUAGUGCAGGCAUGUUGGUUUCAGUGCAUUUCUUUUCUUUAAAUGGUGUACUGUAAAAUAACAUCUAUAAGAAAGUUUAAGCUAUUGAUUUAAUUUUUACUAUCGCCAAUAUAAAGCAUUUGAUAUCAAUAUUUCUUUAAUUAAAAGGUUGAUUUUUUUUUUCUGGGUUGUAAUUGUUGAAAACAUAGGUGUGUCUAAAUAUUUCAUUUGUGUGACUCCAUGUGUUGCCUUGUAGGAAAAUAAGAAACUAUAAAAAUUGGAUUAACCAGUAUGUAUAAUGCACAUUGUUCUUUGCUAAGCAUACUAUUUUUAUUAAAACAUACUUUUGCAUGAGAAGAUUGUGUUUGGGGUCUCAGGGAAGGUUCAUUAAUGUUGGGGUGAGGUUGUAAAAAAAAAUAAAGGUGAGGGACUUGGGACUGUUACAUGACAGUGAAGGAUGAAAAAUAUUUUGGGGCUAAGGGUGAAAGAUUUUAGUAUGGGGGUGAGGAAGGGAUGGUAGGGUAUGACGGGGUUGGUGGUAUUGGGGGUGAGGAAUGGAUGGUAGGGUAUGAAGUGGGUGGCGGUGUGGUGGGUGAGGAAUAGAUGGUAGGGCAUGAAGUAUGAUGGUAGGGGAAAAGUUAAGAAAUAAGUUCAGCGCUCCAAAAAGAACAUCACAAUAUGUGUAGCUUUAUAUCCUUUGCAUUAUUACACUGCUAACACCUGAUGAAUUUUCUAUCUUCUAAGAAUGUUUGUAAGUAAAAAGUCAACUUAAUCUUUGUAUAAAAAAAAUUGUACCAUUUUAUUUGUAUUGAUUAUGUUCGGUAUUAUGUAAUAAAAAAAUAUUUCCAUUUAUUUGGAUCGAUAAAAGAAUCUUAUCUCAUCUUACCUUUGGUGAACAACAUGUCAAACAUUUGGGAAGGCUGCCUUGCUGUGCUGACAAAAUCUAUUCCCCCCUCCCCCCCCUCCUGUCUUUAGUUCCACCAUUGUUCCCUGUGUUGUGGAUGAGCUUAUAUCACAUCAUACAUUCACUGAACUGUGGUAACCUAAAGAAAGUUAGGUAGAGCUUGUAGAGUGACUGACUUGCAUAGAGGCUUGUUUUAUUGAGAGAAGAAGAUUCUCUCAUCAGCUGUGUCUUGGGUUCAAGAGAGGAUUUUUGUUUCUGAUCAGCUGAGUCUUGUGUUCAAGUCUAUUGAUGAAAAACUUUCUGAGAUUAAAAUUACUAUGGCCGGCCAUUGUCAUUGCCAUUGUAAUCAUCACUGCAGACAUGGUAAUUGUGAAUGUAAUUCUUUAAGAAAGUUUCAGAAUCACUGGCUUUGUAUUAAAUAUGCGAUAUGAGGAUACAACAAUAUUAAAUUGCAUUUAAAUGCGCCAUAUCAAUGGCAUUUUAUAACUAUCUGUGUUAAUGUCUCUUUCAAGCCAUUGUUUUGAUCAAGCCUAGGUACUUAGACAUAUGUGGUAAAUCAAAUAAAAAUCUAGGAGUAUGUCUAACAUGUUAAAAACAAUUAGUUACGGGUAUGCCUUAAUUGAAAAGAAAUCUCUCCAUUUAUUUUUUUUUCAACAUCUACUUUAAAAAAAAAACAGAUGCUAAUAUUUAAUGUAAUUAAUUUUAUACAAGUACUUGAUAAGUAGCCAAAGGUCUACACCACUUCCUUUCAUCUCAAUUGUAUGAUUGUUCUAACAUCAGGUCCAUCUGACAGCACUGGCUUGUUGUCUGAUGAAGAGAUUGCUCGACAGUUGCAGGAGGAAGAGUGGGACGCUGCUGGCAGCUUCUGCCAGACCUCUGGCGGACUCCGCAGCCGGAGAAACCUACCCUCACUAAGAAGAGUAAGUCUCUUGCCACCGUCAUUUUAGUCUUGUCCGUCCCAAAUUUGAAAGCUCGUGAUUUUUGUGUCAUUGUUAACAGUCGCCAUUUUUAAACAUGAACCUUUUUAUAAAUUAUAACCGUUAUGUUGGUUGGUUGUUCGUUAUUUUUUUUUUUUUAUGCUUGGUAUUGCACAUAUUGAUGCCGAGGUGGCUGAAAUUUGGGAGACACAAAAAUAACCUUGACAGCAACACUUUGUUUCUUGCGUGCAAAUUUUCAUCCGUCUUUUAAUGUUGAGUCCUUAUCUAUUUUUUUAAUUCCCCACACAGCCAAGGAGCCAUGCAGGAGGAUACAUGCAUAUGGGCUCAGGAGAACCCAUCCCCUCUGGCUCAAGAUUAGUUGAGGCAUUGGACUUUGAUAGUGAGCCGAUAAGUGUGAGUUUUGAAUAUAGAAAUUCAACUUUUUACAUUUGAACGCAGACUCGCUUUGAGCCAUCAGUUAGUCAUCAUGUUUUAAGCCGGCUGCCUUUGGAUCUACUGUCUGCCAAGAGUUGGGACAAAUCUUACAAAUCAUGUUGAUCCUACAAGCCCUUAAAGGUUUCAUUUUAUUUUUAAAGCAACUGCCAGAAGGUGUUGCUCAAUAAUGCAAUCAUUGACCCAUUCUGAUUGGUCAGAAUAGAUCUCAACUGUUAACUCAUGUUCUAUGGCAUACAGCAGCUAGAGGGCUUUUUGCUUUCUUGGGCAAUGGUUAUAUUCUUACCAUCAGUAACAGAACUUUAAAAAAAUAAAAAAUAAUAAUAGUUUCAGACCCACAAUGGCAGGAAAUGACAGUAACCAAGAUCCUAGGUUGCUUAACGCAGAAAAUGAUCGUAACUUAGGCCCUGGUUAACCAAUACCAGGAAAUAACAGUGGCAAAGCCCUAAUUGACCAAUAGCAGGACAUGACAGUGGCUAGGCCCUAGUUAGCCAAUACAAAGAAAUGACAGUCCUGAGGCCCUAGUUGGCCUGUACCAGUGACCAGUAAAUGACAGUAACCAAGGCCCAGGUUUUUUGCAGGGUUCAUUUAUCAACCCAAAAUUUUCUAAUUUUGAUAUAUUUAGUGACGUUGUUUAAAAAAUGAAUUAGUACAAAAUAUAAUUUAUCUAGAUACUUACAACUACUGUCAUAGUCGUGAACAUUAAAGUAAUUCACUUUGUGGUGCUCCAAGUUUUGUCUUCAUCUUCAGUGUUUUCUAUUCACAGUCCCGGCGUGUACGGACCAACAGAAGCGUUAGGCCAACCCGUUCCCAGUCCCGUUUCUUGUCUACUUACCCUCACCUAGACAUGUUUGACCCACUUCAUGUCCUGCAGACAACAUUGCGGGAUUCUCAUGAUGAAAUGACACGUAAGACCAGGCUAUAGUGGGGUCAGAUGAAUUUUUUUGUUUAAAGUAAGGCUCCCCGUUAAAAGAUACAGUGUAGAGAGUGACUAAAAAACAUUUAACCCCCCACACGGCCAUAUCUGGCCAGUAUUUAGUCAACGCUGUUACUGCCAGAUCAGGCCACUUGACUCGCAGUUAACAUGUUGCUACAUAAAAAAACAGAAAUCUCGCCAUUUCAAUGAAAAUCUCGUGAUAAAUGAGACUAAGUGAGAUUACUUACUUUUUUUUAUUACCUUUAUUUCGAUUGGGCAAGGAGUAUUCUAUAGUUUAAUAGCAGAUGUAUUAUUUUUUCUUUGGGAAAAACCGGGUUGACAUUUUUACCUGGCACUGAAUCUUAUUUUUUUUAAAGAAAUAUUUGCUAAAUCGGGGUACUAAUUAUUCGUUAUAUACAUUAUUCUGGAUUUUUCUUGUAUUACUUUUACUAUAGCUUAAAAUAUGAACAUGAAGACUGACGCAUCAAAUCUGUUUCACCAGUAAAUUAUUUAUUCUUGUCCUUUCUGUUAAUUUAAUUAAUUGCAUUUAUGGUGUUAGGGUUAGGGUCAUGGCAAGGGGGACAUUUUCAAUGAUAAUUUCAUGCCAAGGGGGACAUUUUCAGUGUUAAUUUCAUGGCAAGGCUGACAUUUUCAGUGUCAGUAUUUUCUGUUUUUGUUUUCUUGUCAAUGUCAUCCUUCAGAUGAUACAGUACACUUUCAGAAAGGCCAAAUUUCAUAAUAGACAGCAUGAAUAUAUAUAUUGGUGAUAUCAGAUUUAUUCUCUCAUGGAAUUGUUCAGGCACCUUCAUCAGACUCAGUGCCCUUUACAGCCACUUAACUUAGGAGUGAAAAUAAUAGCUUAAGAAACCCUUUCCCUCCGUCGAGAGACCAAAUUCCAACAGCUACCCGCCAUCUACUCCUUUCCCCUUCCAGAAACAUGUCUUGGCUGGAACUAUGCACCGUUUCAACCCAUGUUUGCGAUCAAGAUGCUGGAUUUUCAGUACUGUUAGUUUUGGCCCCAUCUGUAUAAGUUGUGAAAUUUUGAUCUGGAAAACAAAAGAAAAAGUGUGUGGGUUGAGGGGGGGGGGGAUGUUAAAUCAGCCAUAACUGAUGAGAAUAAACAGCAACAGGCAUGCAUAUAAAAUACCCACACUUUGAACCUUAAUUAAUAUAAUACACUGAAUUGUACAUUUUUAAAAAAAAUCACAUUUUUUUUAGUAAUAUCUUGUAAUACUGUAUGUAACAAAUAUUAUAUAAUUGCAUGUAUAUUUUUUUCAGCAUUUAUCUAUGAUUUAUUUCACCAUUAUGGCAUUCCUGACUUUGAAAUCCAGGUAAGUCUCUUCCCCCAUUCACAGUGACUUUUAAAAGUGUACCUGUUUUCAUUAUUUUUGAAAAUAUAGUUGGGGAGGGGGGGGGUGUUUUGACCAAAUAUGAGAAUAUUGAUGGUCUCUAUAAUAAAAGAGGAAAACCAGAGUAGUGCUGAAGUCCAAUACCUGUUUUCAUUAUUUUUGAAAAUAUAGUUGGGGGGGGGGGGGGUGUUUUGACCAAAUAUGAGAAUAUUGAUGGUCUCUAUAAUAAAAGAGGAAAACCAGAGUAGUGCUGAAGUCCAAAACCUGUGUAGUGCAUACAACAUUUUGCACUCAUAUUUUUUAAAUUUUAAUCCUAAUUCUGACCGCAGGAAAGCCAAUUUAAAAAUUAUUGCAAAUGCUUGACUUGAAGUAUGUCAUCUUUUAAAUCUCAAUGUUAAUCACGUAGCUGAUCUAACUAAGAUCAUUUGUAAAAUAUAUCUUAUUUUUAAUUUUAAAAUAUAUAUUUUCAAACACUUUUCUUGUGUAGGGAACUUUUUGCGAACCCUAUAAAAAAUAUGGUAUGUCCAGUCCAUUGUAAUAGAUUUUCAGAGCAAUUGACAUACAUUUUUAUUGGCAGACAUGGUUGAAUCCUGGUGCAGUAGGUGACCCAGUUUUCGGGGAUUACGAGGUAAAUCAUAUGACUAGUUUUGAUUUUUGUUUUCUGAUUUUUAUUGGAAUCCCACCAUUUCUCUUAUACCAGCCGUCUAGCUAGGUUUUUCAUAACCAUUACUUUCAUAACAGAACAACCGUCUAGCUAGAUCUAUGGUAAUCAUUACUUUCAUAACAACCAUCUAGCUAGAUCUUUGAUAACCAUUACUUUCAUAACAGAACAACCGUCUAGCUAGAUCUAUGGUAAUCAUUACUUUCAUAAAACCAUCUAGCUAGAUCUUUGAUAACCAUUAUUUUCAUAACAGAACAACCGUCUAGCUAGAUCUAUGGUAAUCAUUACUUUCAUAAAACCAUCUAGCUAGAUCUUUGAUAACCAUUACUUUCAUGGCAGCCGACUACCUAGAUCUUCGAUAUAAAAAAAAAAGAUAAUUGAUCUUCAUUGACUAUGUAAUCUCAACAAAUUUCCAACUUGUGCUCAAUAUAAACUUUGUCAUAAUGUGGGUCAAAUCAUUAAAGUCUUUAAAUCAAUGGCCAAUGAUGUGCUACUUCACACACCACCAAGGGCUGCUUUAGUUGUGUUUCUCAAUGUUGUGUCCAUUGAAGUGUUUCUGUCUCACCCGUGGUGCCUCAACUUUCGUGGUGUUCAUCUUUCAGUUCUUCUCUUCUCACUCACAACACUCUUUAUUUUUAUAAUGUUCAGUGACAAACAUUAGCACAUAGUAGGUAUUGAAAAAAAAUUUCUUCCAAUUUUCUAGAGAUUGAGUGAAGUGUUUGGAGAUUUUCCAUGUUUUAUGGUUGGCUCCCAGACAGUUGUACCAUCAUUCAAUUUCUUUUCAGUCACUUCUAGCUUUGGCCGAGAGAUUGGGGGAGGUGAGCCGUGGAUUGUCCGACUCUGAAAUCAGCCAGCUGCCCACCAGUAAGCACCAGGGCCAAACGCCCGGAGGGGCUUCGGCCAUGCCCGAUGAUCUACCUCAAUGCAACAUCUGCCUCACGGACUAUGAGCAUGGAGACAGGAUGAGGAACUUGCCUUGCAAACAUGAUUUCCAUAAAGAUUGUGUGGACCAGUGGCUUAAGGUUGGUGUUUGUUGGAACAUUAACUCUGUAUUUUAAUCAAAGUCUUGAAACCAGCCAAUGUUUUGCACUGUUUGACUAAUCCUCUGAAAAAAUUUGUCAGAAAUUCCAUUUGACUUUGACUAUAAAUUUUUUUAAAUUUCAGUCCAAUAAUGUUUGUUUGUCUCAUUCGUUCCAGACAAAUGCAACCUGCCCAAUUUGCAGAGCAGAGGUUAAAAAAAAAAGAUCAUGACCAAAGUCAACUUUGAGAUUGUCCACUGCAUCCGAUCUCACUCAGGAGGGAUAAGGUCACUGCAUCCGAUUUCACCGAGGAAGGAUGAUGUGGAAGUAGCAAAUAGGGUGAAAAAAAAAUCUCAAAACGAAGUGAACAUUAUGAAAUAGUGUGUGACCAAUGAAUAGAACAACUAUAUGUCUGUGUAUUUUCACUAACUGGAACAAAUUGUACCAUACCUGGCUAUACCAAGAUACAAUACGUGUAUGUUUUUUCAAUGACAUGAGGACUGAGAGUUUCUUGUGAGCAUGACAGAGCCAGCUAUUUUUAAGUGACCUAUAUAUAUUAAGUUUGUGUUAAAUGACAGAUUAGCACUGUAACGCUAGAACUGGGGCUACCUAUGUUUAAAUGGCUUGUUAAGAAUAUUAUUCCCCAGUGUUAUGUAAACUUUUUUUUUGUCAGUACCGUAAAUAUUUUCAGUCAGUUCCUUUUAGCCCAUAUACCUUUCAAUUUCAAUAUUCACUGCAAUAAUGCAUUAAAUGGGAUGAUAUUUGUUUGUUUGACAGCCAACUCCUACAAAAACAUGUGACGACAUGGUUGUUUUCGUGACAGUCAACCCACACGAAUCAUGUUUUGUUUGUUUUAUGACAGCCAACCCCUCCCAAAAACAUGUGAUGUUUUGGUUAUUUUCGUUACAGCCAACCCCUUAGUUACCUCUACAUUUCGUACACUGGUUCCUGUUCUUUCUUGACCAGUUUUCAACAGUUUGCCAAACAGUUAAACAGACUGGAUUUAAUCGCAAACCAUAUCUAAUGUAUGUCUUUUUAGUGGCUGAAAUUCUGUCCCCUUGUCUACUGCCUUCAGUUGUCUACUGCCGGAAGUUAACUACCUUAACAUGUUUUAGAGAUUAUCAACACUUUAGAGGGGCUUUCAUAUGCUACUGUGAGAAGUUAACUACCUGGACAAGUUUUGGAGAUUAUCAACACUUUAGAGGGGCUUUGGCUAGUCUGAUGAUCCUAUUCUGUUUAUAGUUGAUGCCAGAUUUCAGCAGUCUCAAUAAUGGGCAUAUCACUGGUUCAGUAAUCUCUGCACACCAAACAUACUUCAUAUAUCUCGUAGAUAUUGUCUAUGUAUUGAUAUUUCAUAUGUGAGCUCAUGUUGUGAUCAAGUUUUUUUGGUAUCUUUUAAAGCUCUGAAUUCCAGUUAGGGAAUCUAAAAAUGUGUAUGGUUGUUAUGUUUCUAUGUGGUUUGACUAGAGAAGAUUUCUUAAAUAUCAAAACUACAAAUGAAUUUAUGCUCAGUAAUAUUGAUGGAUACUUCCUUGUAAAACCAUGUGUUUAUUGUAUAAGGCUGUUUAAAAAAAAUUAUCUUGUACCGGUUAGUUUGUAGGAACCAUAGGGGGGUUUUUUUGGUUGUUUUUUUUUUUUUCAUUACUGACUGGAUGCACAUGUCCUAGUGGUGGCUGAUAGUGUAACAUUUAUCAUCAUUUCAAAAGGAAUACUAGAGUGAAAUGUUUAUUGAAUGCCUUGUGGAUUUUGAGGUGUUGCAAAUUUCUAUGUAAAUGUGAGGUGUUGUGUAAUGCAAGGUGAAAUGUGAGAUGUUGUGUAAUGCAAAAUGAAAUGUGAGUUUGUGUAAUGCAAGGUGAAAUGUCAGAUGAUGUGUAAUGUAACGCAAGGUGAAAUAUCUGAUUUUGUAUAUGUGCUUGUACGCAAACUAUUUGAAUUUUCUAGUUGCAAAUCACAAACUAAUAUUUUACAUAUAAAUAUGUUUCUUUUUUUUUUUUGUCUUUUAAAUUUAAUUCACAUUAUAACUUUUAUCAUUACACAAUUUACAUAAAUAUAUUUUUGGAUGAUGUUUAGUUGAUGUAAGAUCUUUUUUCCCUAUCUAACCAAGUCAUCAUUCAUCCCUGCCUGUAUAUUAUCAUAGGCAAGGAGUAAAGUCUAAUUUUUUUACUCUUUGUAAUUUAAAAUGUAUCUUUGUAAAGGGGAUUAAUGUGAAUAUUACCAACAUUGUGCAACCAGAAUUUUUUUUUUUCUUGUAAGGGGGGGGAAUGUUUAUAAUGUUUUUUUUUUUUAAAGUUUGGGUAACACAUCUUUUUAUGUCAAGAUUAGGUUAAAUUGUGAAAAACACACAAAAAAGGUGGACGACUGUUUAUCAGGGUUUGCUGAUUUUUUUUUUUGGAGGCGCCUCGUUCGAUUUUUCUUCUGGUUAGGGGAUAGUCCCUUGGGACACAUUCCCUCCCUUGGACACUUUACGCUCUCAUACACAUUACUCAAUCUAAGUAAGAAAAUCGGCUGCACACAUUUCUUCUCUGAAGUUCAAUAUUUCCAUGUCCUAAAUGUUAAAUUAACUUUUGGGACUCGCUGAUCUUCAUUCAAGAUGUUAUGUAGUGAGGUGUUUAAAAAAAAACGUACUAUACUUCAAACUUUGCAAUUGGAAGAAAAUUAUAUUGAGAACGCCUGAUAUUUUGCGAACAAUGAUUUUAGGAUUUUCUGACUGAACCGAUAAAUUUUUCAAACCCAAAUGUCAAAUUAUUUGUGACUUCUUGAGAAAACCCCAGCAUCUCUGGUUUGCACACAAUGAUAUACAAGUUUUUUUUAAAGCCUAGUUUUUCUCCGUGUUAGAGUUUAGCAGUCAAUUGUCUUGUACAACUUCUCACAUCAUUUGCAUUGUCUCCAGUGUUAACUCAGCAAUGUGUUCUGAACUAUUGUCACGGCUGAUCUGUCAUGUGCAUCCCUUAAAUAUAUUUGUGUCCAUUUCAUUUACGCCUUGUCAGUGAAUAAUAAACUUUCCCAAUUUG
This is a messenger RNA of Lymnaea stagnalis (great pond snail), 11661 nucleotides long. Lineage: Eukaryota; Metazoa; Mollusca; Gastropoda; Lymnaeidae. The record is from the annotation of a GenBank genome assembly.